AUGAUCCCAAAUCUCGGCUUUAUCUGGGUCAUCUUUGAUCGGAGUAAGCUUGAUGGCCCACCAGCCGAGGUAAUCUCCCAGAAAGAAAGAUCAACGCCAGUCGAGGUGGCCAAUGGCUAUAUUGGGUCGACUGACGUCCGUCUUUCACUAGCUGACAGGGGAAGACCUGCUGAUGUGAUCACAUUGACUAGUGAACAAUACCUGGAGCUCUCUGAUCUUUUGAUCAAUAAGACAGAUUUUGCUGGGAUAGAACUGGCUGUAAAGAGCACUAGAGAAUGGAUCGACAAGGUCAAGGAAUUAUCUGGAGCUUCAAAGGUUGGUGUUUCGGUUGAGGGACAGUUGCCUUUGCAACCUGACCAUCGUCCGAGUGAGGAUCAGGCUGCAGCACAAGGGUCCGGCACAAUAUCUGACAUGGUCAACAUACCGCCGGUCAAUAUCCUGCGUGCCGUGAAGAAGAGAAAACGUGUAUCGGACGGACGUGGUGAGGAAAACCCAACCACGAACGAUCUAGCUCAUGGGUUGGUCAAGAUCAACGACCAGCCAGGAGCACAAGCAGCUCCUCAGGCGACCAGUUCAGAUGCUGCUAACUUAUUGUCAACUAAUCUCGUUCGCAAGAAGUCUAAGCUGCAACUUUGA
This is a messenger RNA of Lithohypha guttulata, 636 nucleotides long. RefSeq lists its product as uncharacterized. The record is from RefSeq and is a predicted model, not a curated record. The transcript is spliced from 2 exons. Bases 1 to 636 code for a protein of 211 amino acids. Lineage: Eukaryota; Fungi; Ascomycota; Eurotiomycetes; Chaetothyriales; Trichomeriaceae.